This is a messenger RNA of Malaclemys terrapin pileata, 2022 nucleotides long. Its product is annotated as olfactory receptor 10V1-like. The transcript has 4 exons. The record is from RefSeq and is a predicted model, not a curated record. The coding region runs from base 399 to 1433 and encodes 344 amino acids. Gene Ontology annotation, molecular function: olfactory receptor activity; G protein-coupled receptor activity. Gene Ontology annotation, biological process: G protein-coupled receptor signaling pathway. Lineage: Eukaryota; Metazoa; Chordata; Testudines; Emydidae. Gene Ontology annotation, cellular component: membrane.
UAAAGGGAAGGGUAAUAGCUGUCCUGUGUACAGUACUAUAAAUCCCUCCUGGCCAGAGACUCCAAAAUCCUUUUCCCUGUAAAGGGUUAAGAAGCUCAGGUAACCUGGCUGGCAUCUGACCUAAAGGACCAAUAAGGGGACAAGAUACUUUCAAAUCUUGGGGGGGGAAGGCUUUUGUUUGUGUUCUUUGUUUGGGAGUGUGUUCGUUCUCGGGGACUGAGAGGGACCAGACAUCAAUCCAGGUUCUCCACAUCUUUCUAAACAAGCCUCUCCUAUUUCAAACUUACAGGGAGAAUAGACAUUCCAAAUAGACCUUCUCUGCACCAUGCAGUAUUUGAUACACUUCUAUCAUCUCCUCUCUCAUUUGUCUCCUCUCUAAGCCCCUGUUAAAGCAUGGCAUGCUUACCUUUCUGCCUGAAAUUUUCCAGAGUUGGGCUCUGCAUGGAGGUAGGACCAAAACAGCCAAGGUUCCGCUUGCUAUUUCCAUGGGGGAUGAAAACCGAACUGGAAUGACUGAAUUCUACUUCCGUCCCUUCUCGAGUCUCCCCAAGGUACAGCUGCUGAUUUUCCUGAUCCUCCUGCUCAUGUACAUGGUCAGUGUCUGUGGGAAUGGCACCAUUGUGCUCAUUGUCUGUACCGAUCGCUCUCUCCAUACCCCCAUGUACUUCUUCCUGGCCAACCUGGCAGCUAUGGAGAUCUGCUACUCCACCAUCAUCGCCCCACUGACCCUGGCCAAUCUCACAUCUUUGAGGAAGGCCACCAUAUCCCUGGCUGGCUGUGGCAUCCAGAUGUUCUUCUUUAUCUUCCAGGGAGGUGCUGGAUGUGUCCUGCUGGCUUUCAUGGCAUAUGACCAAUAUGUGGCUAUCUGCCACCCAUUGCGCUACACCAUCAUUAUGAGUUGGACUGUCUGUGUGAGCAUUGUAGCUGCAUCCCUAGCACUGGGCUUCUUGGUAUCCCUUAAUAUGACCAUCCUGAUCUUUCACCUGCCAUUCUGUGGCACCAAUGAAAUCUACCAUUUCUUCUGUGACAUUCCUGCUAUUCUGCGUCUGGCAUGCAGCAACACCCAUGCCCAUCAGGUCGCCCUCUAUAUUUGUAGUGUCAUAAACGUGGCCAUCCCUUUCCUGUUGAUUUGCUUCUCCUAUGCCUUCAUUGUGGUCACCAUUCUGCGGAUCAGCUCUGGAGCUGGCCGGCACCGCACCUUCUCCACCUGUUCCUCCCACUUGAUGGUUGUUGCCCUGAUGUAUGGCUGCAGCAGCUUCAGAUACUUACGCCCUAGUUCUAGCUACUCCCCGGAGCAAGGCCGGGUAGUGUCUGUGGUGUACACGUUCAUCACUCCUGUAUUGAACCCCUUGAUCUACAGCAUGAGGAACAAGGAGCUAAAGGAUGCCCUGAGCAGAGCACUGGGAAGGAAAGUGCUGCAUCAGAGUAAGUGACAGAUUUAGGACAUCCUUCAGUAAACAAGACCCCGUCCAGAGACACAAUGUGGGUGGCCCCGGGUGAUUGGGAAUGGGAUAAGGAGCAUUUUGCCUUAUAGUACCUUCAUGUCAGGGGCCUCGCCGUGUCUCUGGGUAUUGGGGAAUGGGAUUGUGAAGUUGUAUACCCAGGUGUUAUGGUACAUUCUGGUCACACAUGCUGGUUACAAGACAAUUUCAACAGCAGUUUCUCCAAGUCCUCCUGGUGAGUACGAAAAGACAUUAGACUAGUCCAGGAGAAGCAGAGUACCAGAUUCCUCUGCUCAGUGGACUGAAGGUCUGAGAAUCUGUUUGAAACACUGUAGUUGUCACUCCUAGGGAGUCUGGUCUAGCUGUAUGAUUGACUGGGUGGGCUUUGGAGGAGUUGCUUCUUUAUCUCUCUCAACCAAAAGCAGUAUAAGAUAACACCAGGGUUACGUGACGUCAACUAAAAUUUCUCCUUCCUAUAAUUUUUUUUUCAAUUUAUGGUUUUUAGAAACAAUUGCCUAAGAUUAUUCUGAAAGACGUUAGACAAGGAAAUAUUUAUCUCCUUCUCUUCAGUUUACUUUAG